This is a messenger RNA of Leptopilina heterotoma, 957 nucleotides long. RefSeq lists its product as uncharacterized. The coding region runs from base 1 to 957 and encodes 318 amino acids. Lineage: Eukaryota; Metazoa; Arthropoda; Insecta; Hymenoptera; Figitidae. The record is from RefSeq and is a predicted model, not a curated record. The transcript has 2 exons.
AUGUCUGCUGUUUCAAAGUACCUCACAAAAGAAGAUCCAACUGUAUUGAGAACAAAAGAAUCAUAUGAUAAAGAUUUGAAAUUAGGGGAUACUUCAUCGACUGGUAUAAAAACUAAAUGCUGCUUUAACAAUAUUGCAAAUUUUCAUGUUGCAACAAAUAAAUCUGUUGAUAUAAUGCACGAUAUUUUUGAAGGUGUAGCGUGUUAUGUCCUUGUCAAAAUAUUAAAUCAACUGGUUUACACCGAUAAGUGUUUUACUUUGGAACUUCUGAAUGAAAGAAUUGAAUGCUUUGAUUACGGUGAUUUAGAAAUGGCAAACAAACCAGUGCAUAUCGUAGAACAACAUUUAAAAUUAAAGCAGAAAUUAAAAAUGUCAGCAUCCGAGAUGUCAUGUUUUGUGCGAUAUUUAGGAGUAAUGCUUGGAGAUUUAAUCCCUCGCGAAAAUGAAUCUUGGAAUUUAUAUUUAAAACUUAGACAAAUAGUGGAUAUAGUAACAGCUCCCAGACUUCUCCGUAGUAAUACUUUUCGUUUAAAAGAGUUAAUAGAAGAACACCACUUGCUGUACAUCAAACUUUUUGGACAUUUAACACCGAAGUUCCAUAAUAUGACUCACUAUCCGGAUAUCUUGCUUACCAGCGGUCCAUUAGUGCACCAAUGGUCAAUGAGAUUUGAAUCAAAAAAUAAAGAAUUAAAGCAAACUGCUACGUCAACUUAUUGCCAAAAAAAUAUUUUAAAAACUAUUGCCAUUAAACAUCAAUUGUUAAUGGCUCAACUUAAUUAUUCUCUAAUGAUCGCAGAAAAUAUAAAAGUAGGCCCUCGAGAAUACUCUUCUGGUUCACAUUGCUUAUCUAAUCAAAUUUGCGUUAGUUUUGUUGAAUUCGAAGGAGUUAAGUAUAAAAGUGGAACAGUUUUUUUAAAAGAAAUAACUGAAGAUUUACCAGUAUAUGUUAAUAUUUAA